GGGCCGGGGCUGGGGGGAGGCGGUGGAGCCCCGCAGCUCGCGCUGCUGCGGGCGCUUCGGUGCGUGCUCGGAUUGCAGACCCGGGCAGCCCGGGAGUGCUUGGCAUUGCACAGCACGAGCCGGGGGGUGGAGGAGAGGGCAAGGUUCGGGGCCGGUCGACCCCGGCCCGCCUUCCUCUCCCAGUGGGCCGGGAGCCCACCCAGGCCGGCCGGGCUCGCAGGAGCACCCCCUCUUUGCCUUUCCAUUUUGCCCGGACCCUCGCGUGCCGGAGACGAUGGGGCGGGGGCCCCGCGCUGGGCUGAGCUGAGUUGCCGCAGUGGGGGGCGGGGCCCGGAGCCCCCCGCCCCCCCUCCGGGCUGCAGCCGGCCGUUAUGGGCCCCGCAGCCCCACCCGUCCCCUGGACUGAGCUCCUUUAGCUGGGAUCCCCCACCUCCGCGAGCCUAGGCCCUUGCACCCCCGGCCCCCCGCGGGCGUGCCGCAGCGGGCAGCGGGGGCGGGGAUGGUGAACUUGGCCUCUAUGGUGUGGAGGAGGCUCCUGAGGAAGCGCUGGGUGCUCGGCUUGGUCUUCGGAUUGUCCCUCAUCUACUUUCUCACCAGCACCUUCAAGCAGGAGGAGAGGGCAGUGAGAGACCGGAAUCUUCUCCAGGUUCAAGACCGUGAACAGCCCAUCCCGUGGAAAGUGCAGUUUAACCUGGGCAACAGCAGUCGUCCAAGCAACCAAUGUCGGAACUCCAUCCAAGGGAAGCUUCUCAUCACGGAUGAGCUAGGUUACGUCUGUGAAAGGAAGGACCUGCUCGUGAAUGGCUGCUGUAACGUCAAUGCCGCCAGUGCCAGGCGCUUCUGUUGUGAUGGCUGUUUGUCCAAUGGAUGCUGUGGAGCCUAUGAAUACUGCGUCUCCUGCUGCCUGCAGCCCAGCAAGCAAUUACUAUUAGAACGGUUCCUCAACCAGGCUGCGGCGGCGUUCCAGAACCUCUUCAUGGCUGUGGAAGAUCACUUUGAGUUGUGUCUGGCUAAAUGCAGGACUUCAUCUCAGAGUGUGCAGCAUGAGAACACCUACAGAGACCCCAUUGCAAAAUAUUGCUAUGGAGAGAACCCACCAGAGCUCUUCCCUGCUUGAUGGGGAGCAAGGGUGGAAAGAACUGUGCCCACAAGGCCAGAACCUGGAGAAGGUGGAAUAUCCUUGAAGACCUCUGCCUGGGGCGUGGGGGUGGGGUAUCU
Messenger RNA from Dromiciops gliroides (monito del monte), 1218 nucleotides. RefSeq names its product SREBF pathway regulator in golgi 1 (gene SPRING1). Gene Ontology annotation, biological process: positive regulation of SREBP signaling pathway. The transcript is spliced from 5 exons. NCBI's taxonomy places the organism in Eukaryota, Metazoa, Chordata, Mammalia, Microbiotheria, Microbiotheriidae. The record is from RefSeq and is a predicted model, not a curated record. Bases 500 to 1117 code for a protein of 205 amino acids.